AUGUCAGAGGAUGCAGACAAUGUGACUUCAGAAGACAGUUGUGAUGAAAUAAUUAAGGAAGAAGUUGAACUUGUUUCAGAUUCAGGUUCGGAUGUUAUUCCUUAUCAAGGACCACUCCAAUUUUUGGACCAGGAGGAAACAGUUAGUUCAACAUCAGAGCUUAUGGCUUUAAAUUCAGCAUCAAAGCACCAAAAGCAAAGAGCUACAGAUUUUGUAAUCAAGAAUGACAUCAUUUCAAGUACUGUUAAAGAUGUGGAAGUUCAGCAAUCUGGGAAUCAGGAUGGGAUUCGUGUUUGGGACAAGACGUUGGCAUCAAACAAAUUGAACAAAGGUCAUGGGUUACCUCUCGCAGAAGACAUCCAAAAAAUGCAAACUCUUCUGAAGGAAAAAACUGAAGAGCUUGUUAUUCAGCUACAAAAAUCAGUGAAGAAAUCUGUAUGGGAUGAGCUGAAUCAAGUGACAUUGGCCAGGCUUGUGAUGUUUAACAGACGCAGAGGUGGAGAGUCAGAGAGAAUGACACUUGCGUCUUUCUGUGAAAAAAGGUCAAAGAGUGACUCACUAAAAGAAAUUGAAGAUUCCUUAAAACCACUUGAAAGAAUCCUCUGUAAAACCUUUUCAAGAGUUGAAAUUCGUGGAAAAAGAGGACGUAUGGUCCCAAUCUUAAUAACACCAGCACUAGAGAGGAGCAUAGUUUUGCUAAAUGAAACCAGGGAACAGGCUGGAGUAAGUAAAAGCAAUCCUUAUGUCUUUGCCAGGUCAGGCUUCAGUUCCCUUAACCCAAUCCGAAGCUCAGAUUGUCUUCGAAAGUUUGCUGAAGAAAGUGGGGUUAAAAACACUCGGAAUUUGACUAGUACAAAGCUGAGGAAACACGUUGCUACAGUAUCACAAAUUUUAAAUUUAGAGAAAAGUGACAUUGAAAUCAUGGCAGGUUUCCUUGGACAUGACAUUAGGGUGCACACAUCAUUUUACAGGCUCCCAAGCGAUACAUUACAGAUUGCAAGAAUGGGAACAAUUCUGACUGCUUUUGACAACGGAGAAAUUUCAAAAUACAGUGGAAAAUCUUUGGACCAAAUUGCCUGUGAAGACAUUAAACUUGGCAAUGAAGAAGGUGAAGAGGAUAUGAGCAGUAGUGGAGAGGAAAGUGAUGAAGACAAUUGUCACAGAGGAAAAAUGAGGAAGCUGAAUCCUCCAAAAGAAGCUGCAGAGAGUGAAUCUGACAGUGAAGAGGACAAUGAGAAUGCACAUGGCAUGGCUAAGAAAGAAAGGGAACAUGGGAAAAAUACAAAAACAGGCUCCUCAAAGAAACCAGGAAGUGAUGACCAAUACAUGAAAGGGAAACCUAAAAGAGUGCCAAAUACACGGCAUCAGUGGACACAAGAUGAGAAAGCUGCCCUAUUGAGAAAGUUUAAGAAGCCUAUUUCUUUAGGAAAAACACCUGGCCAAUUGGAUUGCUUAAAUGCUAUUAGGCAAGAGACAUGUUUAGCCAAGUUCACUUGGAAACAAAUAAAGUUUGCUGUAAAAAAUAUCAUUACAUCUGAAAGAAGACAAGUGAAGAAAAUGACAAAACAGGUGUAGAUUUCUUUGCAAAGAAUGCAAAAAAUAUCUUCAAAGAGAUGUAACUGGAUAGGUGAUGUAAGAGAUGUAACUCAGAUGAUUUAAAAGAUGUAACUUAGAGAGAUGAUGUAACUUGGAUAUAUUACUUUAUUUUCAUUUCACUUGUACCAUAACUAUUUUCCCCCUUCCUGUCCUUAUUCUGUAAUGUUUUUUAAACUGAUUUUUUAAAUUUUGCCUAUUGUGUUUUGGUACAAGUUUGAUCAAAAUUGGGGAAACUUCCUUUGUAACUUCAUUAUAUUCAUUCCCGCGGAACUAAUUGGUAAUGCCAACUUGAUGCAACCCGUGAAAAACUUUCUUGCAAGCUGGUCUCUUGGAAGAGAUCUGCCAUGAAUAUGUGUUUGUCCAUCUUUCAUCCAUCUGUCCAUUUGUCACACUUUAUCUUUAGUUAAGUUUCAAAGAAAUUGUAGAAUAUACUUUUAUUGAAUUCCAUAUGCUGAUAGAUAUUGGUUAGUGUUAUUCAAUUGCAUGUUAACUUUCCUUUGGUCUUAACCUUACUUUUCUUGAAUUUGCAUUUAGUUCAGUAUCAAAGAAACUUUAAGAUAUUUCUAGGAAAACUCAUACACUAAUACAUAUUGGUAAGAGCUAUUCAACUGUGUCAAAAAUUGUUGGUCUUGAGUUCACUGUUACUCAUUUUGUGUUUAACUUAGUUAUCAAGAUUUUUUUCUUCAAAUUAUAUAUUAGUAAGAGCUAUCCAACUGCAUCAAAAUUGUCUUUACCUUGACCUUCCGUAUGACCUUUACCUCACUAUUCCUUAAUUUGUAAUUAGCUCAUUUUCAAAAAAAGUAUUCCGGAUAUUUCUAUUAAAACUCAUACACUGGUACAUACUCAUGAGAAUUAUUCAAUUUAAUAUAAGUCUGACCUUAACCUUGCAAUUCGUCAUUUUGCAUUUACUUAAAGGAUGAACUUUAAACAAUUAAGUUAUUCCUUCUUUCAUCAUAUAUUACUAUAAGCUCAGACCAAAGAAGCAGGAUAUUAUUUUUUUGUUCAUUUUACAAUACAAAUGUACAUUGGGUGGGACAUUCAUGUCCUAUAGACAAGUUUCUAGUUCAUUGAUGUUUUAGAAAUGUGAAGCUUUUCGGCUUACCUCUGAUAAAAUACUUUGAAAUAGCCAUGGACUGAGAAACAAUAAAAUAAAGUUUAUUCUUAUA
Messenger RNA from Ostrea edulis (European flat oyster), 2762 nucleotides. RefSeq lists its product as uncharacterized. Bases 1 to 1575 code for a protein of 524 amino acids. NCBI's taxonomy places the organism in Eukaryota, Metazoa, Mollusca, Bivalvia, Ostreida, Ostreidae. The transcript is spliced from 6 exons. The record is from RefSeq and is a predicted model, not a curated record.